Molecule: messenger RNA, 309 nt
Organism: Adineta ricciae
Lineage: Eukaryota; Metazoa; Rotifera; Eurotatoria; Adinetida; Adinetidae
Source: the annotation of a GenBank genome assembly
AUGAAAAAAGGUCUUGUCCAUCUAAUCGACGUUCGAUACGUGCAUUUAAAAACAAAAGAUCGUGGUAUGGUAUUGGUUCCAUCAGCAAUCGUUUAUGUCAACGCUUUUACAGUCUUUCCCGCAGAUGACGAAGCGAAUGCUGGCUUUUUGGAUAUGACCAAACCACCGACAACUGAUGCAACAAAACCAUCAGAGUCAUCACCAGCAUUACCAGCAACUAGUACUUCGAAACAAAAGCCGUUAAAGAUGAAAUUUGAGUCGGAACCAGCUGGGUCCUUCAAAAAAUCGUCAUUGAAUGAAAAACUAUGA